UGGAUCAUGGAGGGGGAGAACGGGGGGACCCCGGGACCGGGACCAGGAGCGACCCCCGAGGGGCCCAGCGAGGGCCCCUCGGCUCCGGCCGCGGCUCGGCGGCGGCGGCGGAAAGGUGGCAAGAAGCGGCAGGAGGCGGUGGUAGCCAUCCCGCGGGGCAAGCCCAAGUCGGGACGCGUGUGGAAGGAUCCCGGGAAGAAGAGGUUCUCCCACAUGAUCCAGGACAAGGCGCUCCGCAGCUCCUGGGCACGGAAAAUGAAGGAGAGGCAGGAGAGGAAGCUGGUCCGGGAUCUGGCACGGCAGCUGGAGGAAGCCAAGCAGAGGGAGAAAGAGGAAAAGAAGCGGCGGCGGGAGGAGAACCUGAAGCGGCGCCUGGAAAACGAGCGGAAAGCCGAGAUUGUCCAAGUGAUCCGGAACCCUCUGAAGCUGAAGAGGGCCAGGAAGAAGCAGCUGAGGCGGGUGGAGAAGCGGGACACGCUGGCCCUGCUCCAGAAGACGCCCGUGAGGCGCAGCACGGCCACGGAAUGAGGCAGGAUUUGGGAUCCUGCUCCUCCCCGGGGGCUUCUCCUCAGCUCACCAGGCAGGAAUCGCUGCCAGGACCCUCAGUGUUGGACAAACAAUGGGACAGAGCUGAGGGGGAUGCGUUCCACAGGCAUCUGCUGUGGGAUCCCCACAGUCCCUGUGGAAUCAGGAAGUGGCCGGUGCUGGAGGCUGGAACAGAACUUUGCUUUCCCAAAUUUGCCUUGUUCUUAUAAAAAUGAACUGAGACA
Molecule: messenger RNA, 770 nt
Organism: Agelaius phoeniceus (red-winged blackbird)
Lineage: Eukaryota; Metazoa; Chordata; Aves; Passeriformes; Icteridae
Gene: CCDC86
Product: coiled-coil domain containing 86
Cellular component (GO): nucleolus
Source: RefSeq, a predicted model, not a curated record